CUGCCCCAACCCUCCCAGCCUAGAGGCCUCCCAAUCAGACCUGGACUGCUCCAGCUGUGUCCUGAGGAGCUGGACCAGCCACAUCCCCUGGGGCUGGAGUUGAAGCAGAACCAAGUGGCCAUCCCAGCGAUAGACCAUAGAUUCCUGGCUCCGGGAGCGGCCAGAGCCACUGGGCAGCCAGGCAGCUUUACACACAGGCCCCAGUGCUCAGCACACUGGCUCUCCACAGGAAUGGCACUGCAAGUGGAACUGAUACCCACCGGGGAGAUCAUCCGUGUGGUUCACCCCCACAGGCCCUGCAAGCUUGCCCUGGGCAGUGACGGGGUGCGGGUAACCAUGGAGAGUGCACUGACCGCCCGUGACCGGGUGGGAGUACAGGACUUCGUGCUGCUGGAGAACUUCACCAGUGAGGCAGCCUUCAUUGAGAACCUGCGGCGGCGGUUCCGGGAGAACCUCAUUUACACCUACAUUGGCCCCGUCCUGGUCUCCGUCAACCCCUAUCGAGACCUACAGAUUUAUAGCCGGCAGCAUAUGGAGCGUUACCGUGGUGUCAGCUUCUACAAAGUGCCACCCCACCUGUUCGCAGUGGCUGACACUGUGUACCGAGCAUUGCGCACGGAGCGCCGGGACCAGGCAGUGAUGAUCUCUGGAGAGAGUGGAGCAGGCAAGACGGAGGCCACCAAGCGCCUGCUGCAGUUCUAUGCAGAGACCUGCCCAGCCCCUGAGCGGGGAGGUGCUGUGCGGGACCGGCUACUGCAGAGCAACCCAGUGUUGGAGGCCUUUGGAAAUGCCAAGACGCUCCGGAAUGAUAACUCCAGCAGGUUUGGGAAGUACAUGGACGUGCAGUUUGACUUCAAGGGUGCCCCCGUGGGUGGCCACAUCCUCAGUUACCUCUUGGAGAAGUCUCGAGUGGUGCAUCAGAAUCACGGGGAGCGGAACUUCCAUGUCUUCUACCAGCUUCUGGAGGGGGGUGAGGAAGAGACACUGCGUAGGCUUGGCUUGGAACGGAACCCCCAGAGCUACCUGUACCUGGUGAAGGGACAGUGUGCCAAAGUCUCCUCCAUCAAUGACAAGAGUGACUGGAAGGUUGUCAGGAAGGCUCUAACAGUCAUUGACUUCACUGAGGACGAAGUAGAGGACCUACUGAGCGUUGUGGCUAGUGUCCUACACUUGGGCAACAUCCACUUUGCUGCUGAUGAGGAGAGCAAUGCCCAGGUCACCACUGAGAACCAGCUCAAGUACCUGACGAGGCUUCUUGGAGUAGAAGGCUCGACGUUGCGGGAAGCCCUGACACACAGAAAGAUCAUCGCCAAGGGUGAAGAGCUCCUGAGCCCACUGAACCUGGAGCAGGCUGCAUAUGCACGGGAUGCUCUUUCCAAGGCUGUAUACAGUCGCACUUUUACCUGGCUGGUCGGGAAAAUCAACAGGUCACUGGCUUCCAAGGAUGUUGAGAGCCCUAGCUGGCGAAGCACCACAGUUCUUGGGCUCCUGGACAUUUAUGGAUUUGAAGUGUUUCAGCAUAACAGCUUUGAACAAUUCUGCAUCAAUUACUGCAACGAGAAGCUGCAGCAGCUCUUCAUCGAGCUCACACUCAAGUCAGAGCAGGAGGAAUAUGAGGCAGAGGGCAUCGCGUGGGAGCCAGUCCAGUAUUUCAACAACAAGAUCAUCUGUGAUCUGGUAGAGGAGAAGUUCAAGGGCAUCAUCUCCAUUUUGGAUGAGGAGUGUCUGCGCCCUGGGGAGGCUACCGACCUGACCUUCCUGGAGAAGCUAGAGGACACAAUCAAGCACCAUCCACACUUUCUGACGCACAAGCUGGCUGAUCAGCAAACUAGGAAAUCUCUGGGCCGAGGGGAGUUCCGCCUUCUGCACUACGCUGGGGAGGUGACCUACAGCGUGACUGGGUUUCUGGAUAAAAAUAAUGACCUUCUCUUCCGGAACCUGAAGGAGACCAUGUGCAGCUCAAAGAAUCCCAUCAUGGGGCAGUGCUUUGACCGGAGUGAGCUCAGUGACAAGAAGCGGCCAGAGACGGUGGCCACUCAGUUCAAGAUGAGUCUCCUGCAGCUGGUGGAGAUCCUGAAGUCUAAGGAGCCCGCCUAUGUCCGCUGUAUCAAGCCUAAUGACUCCAAACAACCUGGCCGCUUUGAUGAGGUGCUGAUCCGGCACCAGGUGAAGUACCUGGGGCUGAUGGAGAACCUGCGCGUGCGCAGAGCCGGGUUUGCCUAUCGCCGCAAAUACGAAGCUUUCCUGCAAAGAUACAAGUCACUGUGCCCAGAGACAUGGCCCACAUGGGCAGGUCGGCCCCAGGAUGGGGUGGCUGUGCUGGUCAGACACCUAGGCUACAAACCAGAAGAGUACAAGAUGGGCAGGACCAAGAUCUUCAUCCGCUUCCCUAAGACCCUGUUUGCCACAGAGGAUGCCCUGGAGGUCCGGCGGCAGAGUUUAGCAACAAAGAUCCAAGCUGCCUGGAGGGGCUUUCACUGGCGGCAGAAAUUCCUCCGGGUGAAGCAAUCAGCCAUCUGUAUUCAGUCGUGGUGGCGGGGAACACUGGGCCGGAGGAGGGCAGCCAAGAGGAAGUGGGCGGCCCAGACCAUCCGGCGGCUCAUCCGUGGCUUCAUCCUGCGCCAUGCCCCUCAUUGCCCUGAAAACGCUUUCUUCCUGGACCACGUGCGCACCUCUUUUUUGCUUAACUUGCGGCAGCAGCUGCCCCGAAAUAUCCUGGACUCCUCCUGGCCCACACCCCCUCCUGCCUUGCGUGAGGCCUCGGAGCUCCUACGUGAGUUGUGCUUGAAGAACAUGGUGUGGAAGUACUGCCGGAGCAUUAGCCCCGAGUGGAAGCAGCAGCUACAGCAAAAGGCAGUGGCUAGUGAGAUCUUCAAGGGCAAAAAGGACAAUUACCCCCAGAGUGUCCCUAGGCUUUUCAUCAGCACGCGGCUUGGUGCAGAUGAGAUCAGCUCCAAAGUGCUGCAGACCCUGGGCUCUGAGCCCAUCCAGUAUGCUGUGCCUGUAGUGAAAUAUGACCGAAAGGGCUAUAAGCCUCGCUCUCGGCAGCUGCUGCUCACGCCCAGUGCUGUGGUCAUUGUGGAGGACGCCAAAGUCAAGCAGAGGAUUGACUAUGCCAACCUGACUGGAAUCUCCGUCAGCAGCCUGAGUGACAGCCUGUUUGUGCUCCAUGUGCAGCGUGAGGACAAUAAGCAGAAGGGAGAUGUGGUACUGCAGAGUGACCACGUGAUUGAGACACUGACCAAGACAGCUCUCAGUGCUGACUGUGUGAACAAAAUCAACAUCAACCAGGGCAGCAUCACGUUUGCUGGGGGACCCGGCAGGGAUGGCAUCAUCGACUUCACACCUGGUUCGGAGCUGCUCAUCACCAAGGCCAAGAACGGGCACCUGGCUGUGGUGGCCCCACGGCUGAAUUCUCGGUGAUGAAGGUGCCCACUGAACCCUGUCCCAACUCCUAAUGCUUUGCUUAUCUUCUCCUCUCCUUCCCAGUUACCAAAGACUUGAGCUUCCAGACAGGGACCCAGGGACACCUCAAAGCCCACCUGCAAACUCCUCCCUCCUGCCCACCUCUUUCUUGAGGGGACAGCAGGGACCAUGGAGCUACCCUAGGAGUGGGCCAGGCCGGGCCACAGCAAUAGGAAAGCUGGGGUCAGAGCAAGCCAUGCCAGCCCCGCUGCCAAUGCCAAAUAUUUGAGAGAAGGGAAUUUUGCCGAGGUUUUCUCUGAGAUUUUUUGAUGCUUUAUAGGAAACUAUUUUUUGAAAAAGCCAUUUUCCUACCCCAAGACACACUGGAUGUGUUUUCCUUGACUCUAAUAGGACAAGGAAUGUAGCUGAGAGAUUGGGUGGGCUGGGCUCUGGUGCCCUCUUCCCUGGCCAGGCCACCCUCUCCUCGUUCCUAUAGUACCUUGUCUGUCUACCUGCCUGCCUGCCCCCUUGCCCACCCACCAGCAUUUUGCAGCCCACUCUGGCCUCCACCUAGGGGCUGAGACCACUUCUUUCUGCCUUAAGAAUGCCCUUUUAAUAUCAUCAUCCCGGUCUGAAGGUGUGCUGGAGUGGGGAAGGGAGUCUUAGUCCAUAGAACACAGAAGACUCUGAGAGAUCAUCUAGUGCAGCCUCCUGAUGUUACAGAGCAGAAGACAGAUGCCCAAAGGGGGACUUGCCCAAGGUCAUAUAGCUGCGGCAAAACUGGGACUGUAGCCCUGUCUUCAGCAUGCCUCACUGCCACUCCCAGGGCAGGGAGCCCCAUAAAAACACAGGUCAUAUCUUAUGUCUGCAUCUGGCUCCCUAACCAGCAAUCAUCUUUGGGGGCUACCAGGUGGGAGGAGAACUUCUGCCUGACUCCAUGCCUUAGGAUGACAAACACCCUGCCCACAAUGGCCCCAUUCAAGGAUGGAGGUCCUUUACUGGCCCCUGACCCCUUCCUGGCCUGGGAGCCCGGGAAAGGGGCUGGCCUUGGGAGGAGCUGCAAGAGCAUCACCUCUUUCUGCUGCUUCCCCCCACCUGGGGGCUGCCCACCUGCCUCUGUGCCCUCCAGGGGUCUCAGCCACUCCUGACACUUCUGCAAUCCAGAGAAACACUAAAUAAAGCAAUAUGUGUCUGCCAA
Otolemur garnettii (small-eared galago) is the source of this 4603-nucleotide messenger RNA. It is a transcript of the gene MYO1C, whose product is annotated as myosin IC. Gene Ontology annotation, biological process: vesicle transport along actin filament; actin filament organization. The record is from RefSeq and is a predicted model, not a curated record. The transcript has 32 exons. Lineage: Eukaryota; Metazoa; Chordata; Mammalia; Primates; Galagidae. Bases 232 to 3423 code for a protein of 1063 amino acids. Gene Ontology annotation, molecular function: ATP binding; microfilament motor activity; actin filament binding. Gene Ontology annotation, cellular component: microvillus; myosin complex; actin cytoskeleton.